UAAAGGGAUAAGAGGAAAUAGAGAAGAAUACCCCAUAUCAGAAGAGUAAUAGCGAAAGCGUCGAAAAUGCGCAGCAUCCGAAUGGAUCAAUGAGUUUCCUAAGCGCACGUCUCUACCGCUCCUCUCGCACUCACUGUUUCUGUUCAUCUUGUUUGGGCUUGGCCGCUUUUGUCAUCUCCCAUAAUUGAUAAAAACUAUCAAAAAAUAACGCGAGAUGAAUUGUGGAAUCUAAUAUGUAAUUGCGGCUGCAGGAUCCUAGGGGUUGGAGAACAAUGGGUGGAGGACAACACCCCAGAAUGGAUUCCUUUAAAAGAAUAUUACUGUAUAAAUUUGCAAUAUUGCAAAUAUACAUCACCAUCAUUGCAGCAGACCGUUCCCCUUCUUACGAAAAUCCUAAAUACUUCAAUAUCGGUGGAGUCCUUUCUAACAACCAGAGCGAAGCACACUUCAAUGAGACCAUCGAUCAUCUAAAUUUUGAUUCUCAAUAUGUUAAUAAAGGAGUGACAUAUUAUCACACAGUCAUAGAAAUGGAUUCAAAUCCAAUAAGAACUGCACUGAGUGUCUGCAAUUCUCUAAUUGCUAGAAGAGUCUAUGCAGUUGUAGUAUCCCAUCCUUUAACAGGGGAUUUAUCACCAGCUGCGGUAUCAUACACAAGUGGAUUCUAUCAUAUACCAGUCAUAGGGAUAUCAUCGAGAGAUUCAGCAUUCUCAGACAAAAACAUUCAUGUCUCCUUCCUAAGAACUGUACCACCAUACUCGCAUCAGGCUGACGUUUGGGUAGAAUUAUUGAAACACUUCAACUAUAUGAAAGUCAUCUUCAUCCACAGUUCAGACACCGACGGCAGGGCUUUACUUGGUCGGUUUCAAACUACCUCACAAAGUUUGGAGGACGACGUGGAGAUCAAAGUACAUGUGGAAUCCGUUAUUGAAUUCGAACCAGGUUUGGAGAGUUUUACAAAACAACUCAUGGAUAUGAAAAGUGCCCAAGCCAGGGUCUGUCUUAUGUAUGCCUCGAAGACGGACGCCAGAGUCAUCUUCAGAGAUGCAGCUGCUUUGAACAUGACUGGUUCUGGAUAUGUAUGGAUUGUGACUGAACAAGCUUUGGAAGCACCAAAUGUUCCAGAAGGGCUUUUGGGCCUGAAACUAAUAAAUGCCACAAAGGAAAAGGCUCACAUAAAGGACAGCCUGUACGUUUUGGUCUCUGCUCUAAGAGAUAUGAAUGAAACGGAGCACAUUACUGAGGCACCUAAGGACUGCGAUAACUCUGGUUCUAUUUGGGAAACUGGCAAGAAGCUCUUUGAUUACAUAAGACGUCAAGUUUUACCAAACGGAGCAACUGGCAGAGUCGCCUUUGAUGACAACGGAGACAGAAUUUUUGCAGAGUACGACGUUAUAAAUAUUAAAAAUGAUGAGCAAGUAUCUGUUGGCCAGUACUUUUAUUGUCCUAAUAUCAGCAAGAUGCGAUUGCGCCUAGAGGAGAACAAUAUCACCUGGCCAGGCGGUUUACGAACCAAACCAGAAGGUUUUAUGAUUCCAACACAUUUAAAAGUUUUAACCAUAGAAGAAAAACCAUUUGUCUAUGUCAGAGAACCUCUGGACAAUGAGUGGUGUCAACCUGAUGAGAUUCCUUGUCCCCAUUUUAAUACAACCCAGUAUGAAAACACACGUAUAUUUUGCUGCAAAGGCUACUGUAUUGAUUUACUAAAAGCAUUAUCAAAAACCACAAACUUUACAUACAGUCUUGCCCUGUCUCCGGAUGGCCAAUUUGGAAAUUAUAUGAUCAAGAAUAGUUCUGGUGGAGGAAAGAAAGAAUGGACUGGCCUCAUUGGUGAGCUCGUAAACGAAAGAGCUGAUAUGAUAGUAGCACCAUUAACAAUAAAUCCAGAGCGUGCCGAGUUCAUAGAAUUUAGCAAACCAUUCAAAUACCAGGGUAUCACCAUCCUCGAGAAGAAACCGUCUAGGUCAUCUACUUUGGUCUCUUUCCUGCAACCGUUCAGCAAUACUCUGUGGAUCUUGGUGAUGGUGUCGGUGCACGUGGUCGCACUAGUUCUGUACCUCCUCGACCGGUUCUCGCCUUUCGGGAGGUUCAAGCUAGCCAACACUGACGGCACCGAGGAAGAUGCACUGAACCUGUCCAGUGCGAUAUGGUUCGCCUGGGGAGUUUUACUCAACAGUGGAAUAGGAGAAGGAACACCCAGAAGCUUCUCUGCUCGUGUACUCGGUAUGGUUUGGGCUGGAUUUGCUAUGAUCAUUGUGGCAUCUUACACUGCCAACUUAGCAGCUUUUCUCGUGUUGGAAAGACCUAAGACGAAAUUAACUGGAAUUAAUGAUGCUAGGCUAAGAAAUACUAUGGAGAAUUUAACUUGUGCUACUGUCAAGGGUUCUGCUGUAGACAUGUAUUUCAGAAGACAGGUGGAAUUGUCAAAUAUGUAUCGUACUAUGGAAGCAAAUAACUAUGAUACUGCGGAGGAAGCUAUUCACGAUGUCAAAAUAGGGAAGCUUAUGGCAUUUAUAUGGGACAGUUCGCGAUUGGAAUUUGAGGCUGCUCAGGAUUGUGAAUUAGUAACUGCUGGUGAAUUGUUUGGCCGUUCAGGAUAUGGAAUCGGUCUACAGAAAGGAUCGCCCUGGGCGGAUGCAGUGACUUUAGCUAUACUGGACUUUCACGAGAGUGGUUUUAUGGAAGAGUUGGAUCAUCACUGGAUAUUACAAAGAAAUGUUCAGCAGUGUGAACAGAAUGAAAAGACACCAAAUACUUUGGGAUUGAAGAAUAUGGCUGGAGUAUUUAUACUGGUCGGUGCAGGGAUAGUAGGUGGUAUAGGACUGAUUAUAAUAGAAAUGGCCUAUAAGAAGCAUCAGAUUCGUAAACAGAAAAAAUUGGAGUUAGCAAGGCACGCUGCUGACAAAUGGCGAGGAGCUAUCGAGGGUGACGAGAAACGCAAAACAUUGCGAGCUUCCAUAGCAGCUCAGCGAAGAAUUCAAAGCAAUGGCUUAAAUGAUCCUACAACAGUUAGCUUAGCAGUUGACACGGUUGCUAGGACGAGUUUGGCACCAAGAAGUCCUGGACGGGCUUGGCCUGGUGAUAGUGACAUUAGACAACGACCUUUGUCAAGAGCUGAUGACAUUAGAUUGUCACCUGCUGCCUACACUGCCGACGUAUCACAUCUUAUUGUAUAGAGAUUCUAAACUUUUCUAUCAAGUAACUUAUCUCAUUAUCACUACUAUGCACUCCCUUAUUAUAUUUGGUUUUCCUACAAUUAAGAGAUAGACGUAAGAUAUCUUUCUUUCUUUAUGAAAUCAGUUUGGCAUUAUAAUGAAAUCAAUGGGACUUACCGAACCAGUAUUAUGAGGCUUUGUCAAACUGUUGACAUUACGACAGUGACAAAGCUCGUAUUUAGUAGUAAUAAAUUGUGCCAAGUGUUUAAACUUAAGAAGACACAUGCUUGGAAUGAAUGCAUAAUAAUUUCUAGUCUAAGAGAUAGUUGUGAUCUCUUAAUUAAUCUAAUUAUUGAACAAAAGCUAAGAAUUAAAUAGGAAUAGAAGGAGAGAGUCCUAUGUGUUGAUAGAAUCAGGCUUUUUCAGGAAUAUAAGACGAAGACGAUGAAUGAGUGACACUGUAUGACAAGUAUCAAUAUUGAAAAUGUACUAUUAAGCUAGUCGAUACAAUGAUCUCAUAGUGUUAAUAAUGAAAGAGUGACUAUUAAGGUUAUAUUAUGUUAAUGAAUGACAAAAUUGAUAUAUGCAUAUGAUAAAGGAAUAGAAAUAUACAGUACCAGUGUCACUAAAGGAAUAUGAUAUUUCUAAUCCUAUGGUUAACCAUUAAGAAGUUAACUACUAUGUACUAGAAUGCACAGCGAAUAGUUAUGUCGUUGUUACCUGUACUUCGAUUGUUUAUUGUUUAAAAAAAAAUAAAAAUGAUAUAAGUUAAAAA
Cephus cinctus (wheat stem sawfly) is the source of this 3927-nucleotide messenger RNA. RefSeq names its product glutamate [NMDA] receptor subunit 1 (gene Nmdar1). Bases 273 to 3173 code for a protein of 966 amino acids. Gene Ontology annotation, cellular component: plasma membrane; NMDA selective glutamate receptor complex; synapse. The transcript is spliced from 18 exons. The record is from RefSeq and is a predicted model, not a curated record. Lineage: Eukaryota; Metazoa; Arthropoda; Insecta; Hymenoptera; Cephidae. Gene Ontology annotation, molecular function: NMDA glutamate receptor activity. Gene Ontology annotation, biological process: monoatomic ion transport; regulation of membrane potential; ionotropic glutamate receptor signaling pathway.